Molecule: messenger RNA, 2133 nt
Organism: Zerene cesonia (dogface butterfly)
Lineage: Eukaryota; Metazoa; Arthropoda; Insecta; Lepidoptera; Pieridae
Product: O-acyltransferase like protein-like
Exons: 13
Coding region: 1-2133 (710 amino acids)
Molecular function (GO): acyltransferase activity, transferring groups other than amino-acyl groups
Source: RefSeq, a predicted model, not a curated record
AUGUGGAAUUAUAUCAGACGUGGAUUUAUAUUAUGGUUCAUUGUUGUUGUGAAAGCACAAAUCCAUGGUCCAUCGGAGGUGCCGAGGGAUUCGUUUGAUCAGCAAUUGUACGAAUCAGUGCUUGAUCCUGAGUUAUGUCGGCGAGAAAUGUUGCAUAUGGUUCUGGAAAAUCAGAUGCUCUGGCUGCAACUUCUGGACGCUGGGCCUCGAAUCCCGACUGGUGUCUUCCAAGGCAGUACCAACCAUUUGGGCAAUUAUUUUCAAUGUUUAUCAAUAAGAGAAGAAUCUCUAGACCCGCCUAUACAGGGCAAAUAUUGCUCGUUGAAAGUACCUUUGAAUCAAUCAUUAGAGUUUCCCCCCGGUUCGGAAUAUGGUGAUGUCAAUGGAAGGCAAUUACUGGCGGACGAGAUACGGAAAAGAGGGAAGGACCCAGAGGUUUUACUGAAAGCUUUAGAGAAAAGUGGAGAGAAUGGACCAACUGGGUUCCUAGAAUUCCUGUCCGCUAUAUCAUAUAGAUAUGGGAUUUGCAUACCGCAAACGUGUUCAACAGAAGAAUGGGUAGCGAGUGCCUUAAGUUCUGUUGGUUUCGAAUUUGAAGAGGUGUACUGCCGUCUUCCCAACGAUAAGCCUUGGGUUGCUGCGGACUGGGUCGCCACAGUUAUCUUCUCAUUGCUCACGCUGAUCACACUAUUGAGUACAUGCUAUGACCUCCAUUGUACGUUUACAUUGAAAAAAGAUCCAAAACAAAUGAAUCCCUACUUCAGAAUAUUCUCCGUGUACACGAACGCCCGUCGACUCACAACAUUCACUAAGAGCAGCGAUGCUCUGGAGUGCUUGGAUGGUAUAAGAUCGUUAUCCAUGAUGUGGGUCAUCAUUGGACAUACGUUCUCCAUGUAUAAUCACUUUACGAACCUUCUAGAUGUUAUAGAUUUCCUGGUUUCGGGUCCCGCUACUUUGAUUCAAACCGGUGUAUACGCAGUGGAUACGUUUUUCACAAUAGCCGGCAUUCUUCUAGUAUACACGUCAGUUGGGAAAAUGACUUCAAGGUCGCUUCUUCGAGGUCUGCAUGCUUUUUAUUUGAAUCGAAUUUUUCGUCUCUUCCCACUUUUGGCGGCAAUCGUCCUUCUGGAAGCCUCCUUCUUCCAUAGAAUAGCGGAUGGGCCUUACUGGCUGACUGUAGCCAGAAAUACAGAGAGAUGCAGAACCUGGUGGUGGACAACAUUACUUUAUGUGCAGAAUUAUGUGAACCCAGAUGACAUUUGCAUCGCCCACUCAUGGUACUUGGCGAUAGAUAUGCAGAUCCAUAUUAUAUCACCUCUAGUAUUAUACUGGGUUUUGUCUGGAAAGAAGAAGGUUGCAUGGACAGCGCUGUUUGGAGGAAUUUUGACUAUCUUGACAGCUUCCACCAUAUUCAACUUCUUUAAGGAUAUGCCGUCUAGUAACGCUAGUAUCGUUCGCUUAGAUGAACAAAGCUAUUACAUGAACAAUUUCUAUCAAAAUACUCUUACAAGAGCUUCUUCGUUCUUCUUCGGUAUGGCACUCGGGUAUUUACUGACUAUCACAAAGGGAAAGAAAAUAAAAAUGAACUGGGUGGUUGUUAUUGCAAUGUGGAUGUUAUCUUUAGCGAUGUUCGCUGUUAUUUUCUACUAUACCUAUGAGAUAAUGCAAUUAGACUGGGAUAAUCAAAUCUUUGACAAUUUUUACAACUCCUUCGGUAGACCAAUUUGGUCACUAGCAUUGUCGUGGGUUAUUUUUGCUUGCAUCCAUGGAUAUGGAGGUCCUGUAAAUUGGUUGCUCUCGCAUCAGAUGUGGAAGCUACCUAGCCGCAUCUCCUAUGCCAUGUAUCUAUUCCACUAUUCCUUCAUGUUUAUUGCCGCGGGAAUGCAACUGUCACCUAUUUACUUCACACCAGCACAGUCGCUGUUUGAUUUCAUCGGGCACUUCACACUGGCGUUCGUGGUAUCUUUCUGCGUAACGGUUCUCAUCGAUGCUCCAUUUUCAACUGUUACAAAACUCAUCAUGGGAGGAGGACCCAAGAAGAAACGGCCGCCUCCUCCAAUAGAAGCCAAGCCCUCAACUGAAGCUCAAAUUGAAAAUGGAACGGAAGUUGAUGCCACAGACAAAAAAGAAUAA